Molecule: messenger RNA, 900 nt
Organism: Angiostrongylus costaricensis
Lineage: Eukaryota; Metazoa; Nematoda; Chromadorea; Rhabditida; Metastrongylidae
Source: the annotation of a GenBank genome assembly
AUGACGUUAGAAACAAUCAUGGAAGACGACCACGGGCGAGAUUUCUUGGCACGCUCGCAGCCUGCAGUUUAUCGAGCAACACCCUCUAUUCACACAGCUCGGAAGUCUCGGAAUCGAAUGAGUGAAAAAAUCUGCAAGUGCAUCGUAGAAGCCAAAUGUACAGAUAAUAUUUUAUUCGCUUGUGCUGCAGCCGUUGGAGCUGUGGUCCUCGUUCUUCAGUCGUUUCCAAUAUUUAUGAAUAAUUGGGUCUUCCUCACAGAACCUCGACCAAUCAACAAAACAAAUGAAAACGGCGAACAGAUGGAGAGCACAUUUCAUUACAACGCCGGAUAUUUCCAAGUUUGUCGCAUGCAUAAGAACAAUCAGACCGGUGUAUUGUAUAGCGAGUACGAGGUACCAAAAGCGGAAAGCGUUUACAAGUGCUACCUUAACCCUUUGUUCUCUCGCGAGGAUUUGACGGAUCAUUCCGUGGCAUCGUUAGCUGUAAUUAUGAGACUUGGUUUACCAGCGCUACUCCAUGUCACGGGCGCCUUCAUCUGCUGCUUAGCCUACGUUCUUGGAAUUAUUGGCCACCUCAAAAAGACUUUUCACACUUUAUUUUCCUGCAUCGGCUAUAUGUGUGGAAGUAUAAUUCUUUGCACUGCUGUCCUCAUGGUGGUUUGUGUAGUCGAUGAUGAGUUGGCGCCGAGAAUGAAGCAAAAUUCUGCUGGAGAACCUAGCAAGUUCAGCUAUGUAUAUGGAUAUCCGUUCUUCUCGUCAGCGUUGUCGUUUCUUCCCGUACAAGUAUGCGUAUCUCUUCAAGCGUUCUUGUACUUUAGGCGAUUCCCUUCCGUGGCAGAAAAGUUGAAAUUUGUUCCAGGAUUAGAAGCUAAAUGUGAGUUUGUUUUGCCUAUCCAAUAA